CACACUGCAGCCAUCUUAAUCACACUCAGUGCAGCUGAAACAGUGCAGUCUCAAAAUGGCUGACGAAAUGUUCUCUGAAACAGUUUAGCUUGGCUGUAUGCUAAUGAGCAAAUCUGAAGUCACAUGUUACAGAUUCAGAGGUUCAAGAUGGAAAGCAAUGAAGAGCCUCAGAAAAAAGUAUUUAAAGCCCGCAAGACCAUGAGAGCAAGUGAUCGACAACAACUUGAGAGUGUGUAUAAGGUGAAGGAGGAACUUUUGAAGACCACUGAUGUUAAGUUGCUAAAUGGGAAACAUGAAAACGGAGAUUCAGAUCUCAAUUCCCCUUUAAUCAGCCCAGACUGCACAGAGGAGAAAGAAGUGAAUGGUAUAGAGGAUAUAUGCCUUGACUCUGAAGAAGGUAAAAUGGACACUGAAGAAACUGCUGAUGCCAAAAGUCUGCAUGUCCCGCAUGUCAACGAGAACCAGGUCAGUGACCUGACUCCUAAACUUGAAGCUGUGUCACCUGAGAACAUUACUCCUGAGCAGGAUCAUGAGAAUGCUAGUAGUACUUCAGACCCUGAUCCUGAAAAUCAGGUGCUUGACGGUAAUGAAGAUAAUGACUUCCAGGAAGAGGUCAGUAUAAAAGAUGGUUUGGACUGUGAAGACACUUGUAUAAAAGAUAAUUUGGACCAGAAAGUCACACCAAAUCAAUCUGAAGAUGAAACUAAAGUGAGCUGUAAUGUUGACUGCUCAGUAGAGCCAGUAGAAACAAAUGAGCUAGCUCUGACUCCUAAUAUGCCUAUGGAAGAAGAAAAAAGUGCUGAGGAGGCUGUUGUAAAUAACAUUGGUGAGGAAGCAAUAUCUAGCAGUAUGGAUACCAACCAGGAUCCAAAAGAUGAAGAUGUCCAAUCUGCAGCUCUUCUAGAAAGUAGCCCUCAAAAAGCACUGGAGGAUGAACCGGUAGAGAGUACCUUGGAAAGUGCAGCCACCAUGGAAACAGAUGAAAUUAUUCCUAUUUUAGAAAAGCUGGCUCCAGCAGAAGAUGAAUUAAGCUGUUUCUCCAAAUCCAUCUUGCUUCCUGUGGAAAAUCCUAACCUAGAUGCAGAAGAUAAAGUGGAAAACAACUUAGGUUCUCCAUCCAAGCAUGAAAGCAGUGAGAGUUUGCCCAAAGAAGCUUUCUUGGUACUUUCUGAUGAAGAGGAACUCUGUUGUGACAAAGAAGCUGAAGUGGAAAUGCAAAACGAUGCAAGUCCUUCAGAAGGUAAAGAGGAGGAAAAAGAAAAAGAACUGGAGAAAAUGGAAGAAAAGGAGCAAGACAAGGAGGAAGAAGAGAAACCUCCAGAAAGAAGUGAAGCAUCAAGAAGAAAGCGUUCCAAGUCGGAGGAUAUGGACAAUGUCCAUUCCAAACGCCGUCGGUAUAUGGGAGAAGAAUAUGAAGCAGAAUUUGAAGUAAAAAUUACAACCAGAGGGGAUGUUAAUCAGAAGCUAGAAAAGGUCAUCCAGAGGUUUCUAGAAGAGAAGUUUAGUGCCCUGCAGUGUGCUGUUUUUGAUAAAACUUUAGCAGAUCUGAAAACCAGAGUAGAUAAGAUUGAAUGUAGCAAGAGACAUAAAACUGUCCUUACCGAACUACAGGCUAAAAUUGCAAGAUUAACAAAACGUUUUGGAGCUGCUAGAGAAGACUCGAAGAAAAAAACAGAAACUCAACAAAACACACCCCAUUCCCCAGGAAAAGCAAUGGGUGACACAGGCGGUAUCAACAUGGCAUAUCGAAAUUCUGGCACAGUGAGACAGAUGCUGGAGUCCAAGAGAAAUGUAGGAGAUAGCACACCAACUACUUUUCAGCCCCCUGCAAAUACAGUGUCUGCUGCUACUUUUACUACUCCUCAGACACCAGUCAGUGGACAUCCCAAACCCCAGACUCCAGUCACCUCUGCGCCUUUGACUUCUGGCUCCUUGACAACCUCUGUCCUUCCUACAGCGAAUACCACAACAGUAGUUGGCACUAGCCAGGUGGCUGGUGGCAACACACAGCCAAUGUCUGUUUCAUUGCAAUCUCUGCCAGUAAUAUUGCAUGUACCUGUCGCGAUGUCCUCCCAGCCUCAGCUCCUGCAAGGCCACACUGGUACCUUGGUUACUAACCAGCAAUCUGGCAAUGUUGAAUUUAUACCUGUACAAAGCCAAUCUAAUGUUGGCAACCUGACCAAAACCCCAUUGUCUUUAUCAUCGGCUACUUCAGCAAAACCAAACAACAGCCCUUCUAUACCCAACGCUAGCAUUCAGAGGAACUCUCCAGCCAGUGCUGGCUGCUCAAUAGGGACAACUUUGGCAGUACAGGCUGUUUCAACAGCACAUCCUGUUGCACAAGCCACAAGGACUACUUUGGCCACUGUGAGUACAUCAGGAGUAUAUACUCCUCCCAGCAAUAGGAAUUCCAUACAAAUGAAGAUCCCCCUGUCAGCCUUCAGCAGUACAGCUCCUUCUGAUACAAGCACCACAGCAGCACUUAGAGUUGAGAGUCAAACAUCCAGAUUGUUGCCACCUCCACUGCCACCAACAGAUAUUUUAGCAAACAAGAAAACAUCUGAGGUGACAUCACAGAGUGGAAAGGCCACAGGAGGUACUGCAGGAGUAAUUGAUCUCACUCUAGAUGAUGAAGAUGAUGGUUCUUCUCAUGCAGAUGGCAAGAAGCAGAACCAAUCAAACGUGUCUGGAAUGGGCCUGUCUGCCCAGUCGAUAGCUCGUCCUUUGCAGCCAGUACAGUCAAGCCCUCUCCAACAGGCAGCUGCACCAACAAGUGGCCUAUCACAGACCACCAUACACGUUCUCCCCACAGCCCAGACAACUGUGAAUGUAACCCAUCGUCCAGUGACUCAGGCUGCUGCAAGGCUCCCCAUACCAAGAGCCCCUGCGAAUCAUCAAGUGGUCUAUACUACUCUUCCUGCAUCAUCGGGACAAAAUCCUGUACGAACCACUGUCAUGCAGAACCCUAGUUUGAGACAGGUCAACCCACAAAAUUCAGGUGUGACUGUGCGAAUGCCUCAAACAACUGCAUAUGUUGUAAACAAUGGACUCACCUUGGGAUCUGGAGGGCCUCAGCUCACAGUUCAUCACCGGCCACCUCAAGUGCAUUCAGAGCCCUUGCGGCCUGUGCACCCAGCCCCACUGCCAGAUGCCCCACAGCCAUCACGCUUGCCUCCCGAAGCUGCCAAUACCUCUCUGCCUCAGAAGCCACAUCUGAAGUUAGCACGUGUGCAAAGCCAGAAUGGCAUCGUGCUCUCCUGGAGCGUUUUGGAAGUGGACCGGAGUUGUGCCAGCGUCGAUAGCUAUCAUCUAUAUGCAUACCAUGAGGACCCCAGUGCCACUGUACCCUCCCAAUGGAAAAAGAUUGGGGAAGUGAAGGCCCUCCCUCUGCCUAUGGCAUGCACGCUUACUCAGUUUGUGUCUGGCAGCAAAUACUAUUUUGCAGUUCGUGCAAAGGACAUCUAUGGACGCUUUGGACCCUUCUGUGACCCCCAGUCGACAGAUGUGAUUGCUUCCCAGAGCAGUUAAACUAGGGACUUGAAAGGCUUCCAUUCUUGCCCCACAGUUGCAGCUUACUCUGGUUUGGGGUUUAUUCUCAUGCAUGAAACUCACUGUAGAAUUCCCUCUGCAGGAUUAUUUUGGACAGCUCUGUCGUACACUACAUGAACUCAUAACCAAAACCAAAAUAAAUUCCUAGCCUGCAGUGGGAGAGCCUGUAUUUCUGAAUAAAUCUUGAACUACAAAAUCCUUCUCUUCUUCCCUCACUAGCUGCUGUAUCUGUUAAGCAGUAAGACCCCGAGUCAUGGCUUCAUACUGAUGUGUCUCAGUGGGUUGAACAGGAAUAUCAAACACUGGCACAAGGGCAGGAGAAGUGGUCAGGUUAGGAGGGAAGCCAGGAUUCAGGGUCUUGCUUUCUUUUGUAUUGGAACAGCGACUAGUCUUACCUUACAAGGCAUCGUCUGCUUUCUGGAAGACAAAGGACCUUGUGUAUGGCCAGUUCCUGAGGAAUGUAUAUGCAUCUACUUGUUGAGGUGGGGGUAGAAGGGAGAGGAGCCCUCUGACUAGCCUACAGAGUGCUUGCCACCAGAACCAGAGAACAUUCUGAAAUCAGGCUGAAAGCAGGUUUGUUGAAAACUUCAUUUGCAUUUCCAGUAGCUUCCUGAUCCCCCUCUUAUAUAUGUCCUCUUUUUAAAACAUUUAAUUUGUGCCUUAAACAGUAAUUUCAGAAAUAAAUGCAGCCACAUUUUCUGUGUUUUCCUCCUCCUUUCCCCCUCCCCCAAUUUUUGUACUCUUCCUAGCCCCAGAACAUUAUAACCUUCCCUUGUAUUGUAGCACCCAGCUCCCCCUGCAUUGGUUAAUUUCUACUUGAGAUCACUCAGAACAACAUUUUAACUGGCUGGUUCUGUUAACCUCUGAAGAUGGGGACAUUAUUGGCCCUCUAGCUGUUUUUGGACAACAACUUCUAUUACCCCCAGCCACACUGGCCAAUAGUUAAGAAUGAUGGGUGUUGUAGACCAACAUCUGCAAGAGGGCUGAAGCUGUACAGCCCUGGGCUACAUCAUGUUUUUCUCAAGAAAUUGGUGUGCAAUAUGGGUAGGCCAGAAGAAAUCUGUGUGGCAGAACACGCCUAAAUUCUCUUCACACACAUUUGGGUUGCUGUACUGAGCCAACUUGAUAACUGCUAUCAUCAAGGAACUUUAAUUAAAUCUUAUAAUACAACAUUUCAGUGAGCUAAGUCAAGGCAACAGAACAGUACCUCCACUUUUUCUAUCCCAUCUCAUGCCCAUAACAAACAUAUUUAAACCACAACUGAUAUGGACAUCAAAGAAGGCUGUACCAUGUGGUCUUCCAGAGGAAAGCAACACAUCUAUUGUCUUCCUGGUUUAUCAACUCCAGUUGAGAGGUAACUCUUCCCACAUCAUUUUCUGGCCCAGGGUUUAGUUCUUUUAUAAUGUCUUAUUUUGACACGGAUAGUUGAAACUAAAGUUCAAAGUGGGGAAAGCCUAAAACUGGGACUACGUUGAUAUUGUGUAUUUUGGGAAGUCAGGGUCUUAAUUCUGUUUCUGUGAGAACAUAUAUAUGGAGUCAAGUACCUUGUGUUUUUACAUAUGGUACACUUUGUGUCCUCAUCUCUUUUACAGUCCUCUCUAUGGAGUUCCUUUUGAGUGGCAUGGAACCCUCUUUCUUCCUAUAGAUCUUUGGCUAAAUCUCUCUAGUGGCUCUAGUUAAGAAUUAUCUUUUGAAAUGGGUGAAUUUUGUUGUUUGUGAGAAAUGUCUCCACCUCAAGCAGACAGUUAAAACUCAGUUUGUUUGGCAAUGGUGCUAUUACUUACAAAAAUUAGACUGCUUGGUUUGUCUGUUUUCUGGCAAUGUGACUAAUUAUCUUUCUGGAGUUACCACUUCUGGGAUAAUUUUUUUCUCAGUUUGGGGCGUGUUUGGGCUGCCUCUUAUUUUAAUGAGUAAUACGGGGGCGGGGGAAUCAGCUGGCAUUGGACGAGUACCAAACAUCUAUGGAGAGAGCAUUUCCUUACAAAAAUUGUUUAAAGGGAGGAAAAUUAAGAACUAGGAGCAUAUCGCUGAACUGUGUGACUUCAGCAAUCCCAAUUGUACGUAACCAAAGAGGUAGUUCAAGAUCUGAUUUGGGUCUUGCAGGAGAAAGUGACACACACACACACACACACCCUCUUUCCACCUUAUUGUACUUGGGCAGCAAAGUCAAGGGAGAGUGUAACACUCCUUUCUUGGUUGGAGGUACCUGGGACAUGCAUUCUAAACAAAGGCACCCAGAGAUGGUACCUGAAUAUGUCACCAAAAUAGAUGUAAAUCCCCUAUAUGUAGACAGAAAAUGUGUGAAUCCUGGCCUAGAAAAACUACACCGACAUGCUUUGUACGUUCUUCCCCUUAUUAUAGAGAUACAGCAGACAUUGGCAACUAAACCUUUUUUACAAGUUACUUACUAUUCUUCUGACUGUGUUCCACUUUGAACCAAAUAAAUAUAUGACAGAUGCCAACUACAGGUUUUGAUAAAUUGGAUCCAAUGCAUAUUUCACAACACAAACUUCUGAUUUGUGGACUGAAACUAGCACUGAGGCUGUCAGUUUUUAAAAAUCCCUACUUUCUGAUGCAGAAUAAAUUUGGGUAAUUAUGCAGGGCAACACAGAGAGUAAGGCAGCCUCUGAAUAUGUGGUUGGCAGGAGCUCAUAGUUUGGGACCGUAUGGCCUUGUGUUUGGUACCGUGUUUCUUUGGCUUUAUUCCAAAGAAGAAAACGGGUCUGAGAAAUAUAGGUCUGAGAAAUUGCUUGUAACAGAUUUUGGAGGAUAACACUUCCUUUCUAUCAAAGUAUUAUAAGCUAAACUGGAUUGCACAAUACCAAGCUACAAAGUCAUUGGAUUUUUACUCUGCUGUGCUUAUUGUGAAAUUAUGUGCCCCAGUCAGCACUGUGCACUCAUUAUAGAUUGGGCAAAGGAGAUCUUUCCUAUGAAUCUUAAAGAAGAGAGGACAGGCAGGGAUUUUAGUCUCCACAUUGUACUGUCAGUAUUUUUUCACCAUGCUUUCCUUACUGCAGUAUAUGGCUGGCCCAUGCUUGAACAUUCUGUUUUUCUACUGCUAUUAAAUGUGAAUGUUUUUCAUCUGUAUUUCAGCAAUGCUCUGUUCUUUUGUCUUUCAAUACUUGAGAAUCGAUCUGUAAUGACAGAGAAACACGUUUCAUUCCAGAGGAAAGGACUAGUGAAAUGUUUUCACAGUUCAAACAUGAAAAAGUGGUAGGACAAUUGCUGCUAAAUUUUAUGUGAGUCCCUUAGGUUAACUUGCUUGUGUAUCUCCCAUUUUGUUCCUCAGCUAGAAAGCCUUUCCAGUUAAGAUUGAUUGGAAACUUGGAGGUAAAGAGAGAUGCAUGCUCUGUACGUUGGCACUUUAAUGGGAAGAGAUGAGGUGCUUGAGCAAAUGUUCUAAGAGCUCUGAACAUACAUACAAGAAGUACAAGCAGUGUGUUUCAAGGACCAUUGGAGCAAGAAGUCUAGCUCCAGGCAGAAUGUUGAGCAUAUUGGGGAAAUUACUGUGCCUCUUCAGUGUAUGCAUUGAACACAAAGGACUCAAGGAAAACUGUGGUAAAGCUAUUGACAUCUGUGGAAGCAAGAGGGAAGUUACUGGAAGUAGAACACAAUUGUUGUACUGCAGUAAAUCAUGUCACUUCACCCUUUCACUUCAGGCAAUUUGUCUUAAGUGGUCUGUGACCUAGAAUCCACAUUACAUACAGGGUCAGAUAGUGUGUAAGCAGCUUUAUCCCUCAUUCCUUGAAUAGCCACAUCACAGUAUUAGCUAGGAGAACUGCAAAUGCAGUGCAAAAACCAAGUUGGGAUGAUGCCUUCUUUUAACUCCUUUAGUAUUUUCAUUCAGUCAACAGCAAGAAUAUCCAGAUUUUUUUAAAAAGAAAAGAAAAAAAAGAUAUAUUCAAGAUUUUGGGGGGUGUUCUUUUUUGUGUUACUGGGGCAAGAACUGGGUACCAAUGUUUUGACAACACACAGGAGGACCUUCUAGUAUUGCCACAAAGAAAGUACCCAUCCUUUCUGUAAACUGUUAAUGUUGAGGAGAGUAAAAUGUACAAGUAGACAAGAUUACAAAUUAAAAUGUGUUCUUUUUAUCAUUGGAUCUAAUCAAUAUUCUAAAGCACAUUUUUGGUUCUCAUCUUAAUGUGCUGGCUUUUCCUGUUUGAAAGUAUAUUUUAAGCGCUGUCUUAAAAUAAAAGUUUUAUCUGUAAAUAAAGUAACUGGACAGCCAAUCCUUGGGGUACUUGUUGGACUUGAGUAACUUACCAGCCACUGGCAAAUAAACUCCUACAAAACCCUUUAUACAAACUUUGCACUCUGAUUUUUUUCUUCUUCUGCAGAUGAACGUGUAAAUAAAGAUAAUGUAAGAUGUACCAAAAAGUCCAGUUUAAGCAGGGCAAUGGCAAGUUCCCCCCAAUUUUUGUAUGCAUUAGAUUAGUGUCUGUAUACGUGUUAAUUGUAGUGGGGUUUUGUCUGACAAGCCUGAGAUUUAUACUUUGAAAUAAACUACUGGGUUUUUAA
Molecule: messenger RNA, 8067 nt
Organism: Hemicordylus capensis (graceful crag lizard)
Lineage: Eukaryota; Metazoa; Chordata; Lepidosauria; Squamata; Cordylidae
Gene: ATF7IP
Product: activating transcription factor 7 interacting protein
Exons: 15
Coding region: 124-3528 (1134 amino acids)
Biological process (GO): regulation of DNA-templated transcription
Cellular component (GO): nucleus; transcription regulator complex
Molecular function (GO): transcription coregulator activity; protein binding
Source: RefSeq, a predicted model, not a curated record